AUGAAGCUGCUGCCCAUGAGCUGCACCCAGCAAAUGGCUAAGGAGCGAAAGGAAGGCGACGAAGAAGAGCCCGACGACGGCAGCUUCGACGAGAGGGCGAGUGCGCUGUCGUACGCCGAGAUCGUUAAGCGGCUUCCCAUCGUGCGGCAGAGCUACGUAGAAGGAAGCCAAGGCGAGGUGGGAGCGGCCGUUGCAGGCUGCCAUCAGUGGCGGCAGCGGGCUGAUGCAUGCUUCCGUCAGCUGCACAAUCCAGCAGAAAAGCAGAAGGUCAAGGGAGGAGAGGCGCAGUGCAUGAAGCUUCAGCUCCAGUUCAUGCUCUGCAUGGGCGAGCGAGUCCUACCGCAGCAGUUCGAUCGACUUAUGGGCUGCAUGAAGAGCAAGGGCGACAUCGGCCAAUGCGAGCAGCCGCUUCUCGAGAUUAUGAACGGGCUCGAGAAGAAGGCGCAGAUCGAGAACAGGCAGCGCGAUGGAGCAUCGACAGCCGAUCCGAAUGACCUGUUGACGAGCGAGGAGCGACAACGCCUCCUCGAGUGCACCCUCACCGGCGCCACUCAGCACGAGAUCGACUGCAUGAUUCCCAAGUCCGGACAAGGAGUGGGAAUUGCCGAUGUGGCGCGAUGCAUCGAACCCGCAAAGCAAGCGCUGCAUUGCUGGGGCGCAUUCAACUAUCGUCGCGCCAGGUACGAGGAGGCCUUAAAUCGCCCGAACCAGAAAGACUAA
Messenger RNA from Acanthamoeba castellanii str. Neff, 720 nucleotides. RefSeq lists its product as uncharacterized. The record is from RefSeq and is a predicted model, not a curated record. Lineage: Eukaryota; Discosea; Longamoebia; Acanthamoebidae. Bases 1 to 720 code for a protein of 239 amino acids. The transcript has 3 exons.